ACGGUAAAUUCUCUUCAAUUAGGUAGUUUUGAUCAUCCUCUGUCAGAGUCAAUUGUUCUAUCAAAUGGUACUCUUUUAUUGGAGCCAGUGCUACCCAACAUAGGUUUAAAGUACUUAGACUUAGGUGGUUUAUUUAAUCAAACUAUUUAUCCUGGAGUACUCCCUCAAACCUUGACAAGUCUUAAACUAUCAAAUUAUUUUAACCAACACCUGAUUGUUGGAAGUUUACCCGAUGGAAUAAAACACCUUAAAAUGGGAAUACUUUUUAAUAAGAAACUAAUAAAAGGGGUAUUGCCCUCGAAGCUAGAGCAUCUUGAACUUUCAAUUCAUUAUAAUCAGCCAAUAGACGAGAAUGGUAUUCUACCAUCAGGUUUAAAAGUAUUGGUUUUUGAUUUGUUUAGUCAAUAUGAUCACCCGAUCGAGGCUGGUGUUUUUCCAGAUAGCUUAACAGAUUUAAAACUUGGUCAAGAUUUUAACCAAAGCUUGGAAAAUCUUCCUAAAAGUAUAAAAAAACUAACGAUAUGCGAGUAUUUAGAUCAAGAUUACUUUCCAACAAUUCCCGAAUCAGUUGAAGAUUUAAGAUUGUUCGAAUUCUCUGAUAAUUCAGUUUUGGAUGAAGAAUGGCACAGUGGUUUGGAUGCUUUAAAAUCAUUAGAGAUUUCCGAAAGACAAACAUUAUUAUCAAUUCCAUCGAGCAUUACUAGAUUAAAGGGUUUUACAAUAUUGGAGGAGUCAAAUCAGUCAUACAGAGACCAGUUAUCAUUAUUACAUAGCAUUACAAAUUUAAAAGAACUCUCAGUUUUCAUUCCCCAUCAUAAAACGUUACAAGAAUUUGAAAUCCCAAAACAAAUAGAAUUUUUAAAAUUCGAAGCACUAAGUUCCCAAUUAUUUACUAGAACACUUCAACAUUGUUAUCAAUUACACACCCUCAUAUUUUCAUUUGAAUAUAAAAUGCCAAUUUUACCAAAUAGUCUCCCAGAUAGUUUAACAACUUUAGUACUAAGCCCCAAUCAGAAUAUUCCCUUUGAAAAAGAUGCUCUUCCAUCAGGUUUAAAGAACUUAUCAAUUAAAGGUUAUGAUAUACCAUUGGAAAGUUCUCAUUUUAGUCAAUCAAUCAAACUUUUAGAAUUUGGUUAUGAUUGUACUCAAACCUUAACAGAAAAUAAUCUACCACCAGAAAUCGAAACUCUUAUCAUUUGGGGAUUUAAAACCAAAAUUCAACUACCUCUUCCAAAAACUUUAAAAACAAUAUAUCUUUUUAGUGGUAAUCAAACUAUUUUAGAAAAUAUUGAAUUAUUCAAUACUUUAUUACCUGUAAUUAGAGUUUUAAAUAGCAAUUUAUUAUCAAAAAUAUUUGAUAAACAAUGUAAAUAA
This is a messenger RNA of Dictyostelium purpureum, 1374 nucleotides long. RefSeq lists its product as uncharacterized. The record is from RefSeq and is a predicted model, not a curated record. The transcript has a single exon. NCBI's taxonomy places the organism in Eukaryota, Evosea, Eumycetozoa, Dictyosteliales, Dictyosteliaceae. The annotation marks the transcript as partial.